AGGAAGGCUGCCAGGGAACUCCUUUCCUCCCAGGCGCUUUCAGAGACAACUAGAGGAGGAGGAGAGGAAGAGGAGGCGGUGUCGGACGGGGCGGGGGCGUGCCUGUGGCUAUCCAUUUACGGGUAACGGGAGCUGCCCGUUUCUAAGACGCAGCGUCGUCCUGGUGGGUCGGUGAUACAGCGGCGGUUGCUCGUGGGCGGAGGGGGAAGACGAUGGCCUGCGCCCAGAGCCCUUCCUUGGUCUCCUACGCCUUUCUGUUGCUCUUUCUUUUGCCGCCUGGAGGUGUCUGUGAAGAAUGUAAGGCAUACACAGAUUCUAAUGGACACUCAUAUUCAGAAAUAUCUUGUCCUGCUUUCUGCUGUGGAAGGUGCACCAGACGAUAUUGUUGCUCAGACUCAUUUCUAAAAUUAGAUGAAUAUGACCAACUUGAUUGUGCUUUACUGCUGUCAGGAAGAUCAGAUCCAGCUUUCAUGGCAAAUUCCCAGAUGUUCAAAUCAGAUAACUUUGAUGAUUGGAAUUCUUCUGGACCCAGAGGGACUGUUAUAGCUGUUGGAAUUUCAGUGUUCGUGCUGUUUGUAGUGACCACCAUUCUUUGCUUCACCUGUUCAUGUUGCUGCCUAUAUAAAGCAUGCCGAAGGCAACCACGGCCUGUUGUGACCACAACUACAGCCACCACUGUGGUUCAGGUGCCAUAUCCUCAGCAGCCUGGGAUACCACAAGGUUACCCUGGAGGAGUGUAUCAAGGAUAUAAUCCUCUGCCAGUGCAGCCACAGCAUGGAAUGGCCCCAGCACCCUACCCAACACAAUAUCCCCCGCCUUAUCCCACACAGCCUGCAGGACCACCAGCCUACAAUGAGACAAUGGCAGGUGCUGGAGUUCCUGUAAUUCAACCACCUUAUAACCCAGCAUAUAUGGAUCCUCCAAAGCACUAACAUUAAAUGGAUUUACUGCUGUGUUAUCUGUGCAGAAACCUCUUCCAACUGAAUCUGUAUUAUGACAUGUUUUCUUAAAAUACUACUAUGAUGCAUUUGGGGUGGAGGUGGGGGCGGGGCAGGGUGGAAACCCAACACAGUGUUGUUGUUUUUUAAAAAAUGCCUUGAGUGCCGCAAGAAAAAAAUAUCUUAUCACCUGGGGUUUCCCCCCCCCCGUACCUCAAUUAAAAUAGUUGAAAGAUUUUUUAAAAAAGAAAAAGGACAGCUUCAGAGUAGGAGUCAUGGCUAUGUCACACAAUAAUUUUGAGGUUUAGUAAAAGGGAGUGGCUGAUGAGAUGAGUAGUAACAUGCAUCGACUGCUACAAUUUUGCCUGUAAUUAUUAAUGUUUAGAAAAUUAGAGGUGUAUCCAACAAAAUCUGUAUAAAGUGGAUAUACUUUUUUCCAGUUAACUGUUAUUCAGUGAGAUUUAAGGAAGUAAGGGGGAAAGUCUUGUUUUCAUUCUUUAGCAAGAAAUUAUGCAAGUUGUUAAAUAACUUCACUGUAUUCAUGCAUCAGUCACAGUCAUUUGCUUCACGACUGUGCCAACCUUAAUUUCAACCAUGUCACUUUCAUAGGUAUUUCACCCUUUAUAUCUGAUAUUCCAGUUUCGUCUUUCUGCUAGAAAUAUACGGAAAGGAGGAUAUCUAAUCUGUCACUUCAUAAAAACCAUUGAAUGAGGUCAUUUAUAGUCUAAACAAGUGAGACCUGAAGUAAAAUGUUAGUGUAUUGGGUAUGCUUAGUCAAAGAGCAGGAUCUAAAUAAAUUGUUAUUGUAUUCUGUCAUUCUACCAGGAGUGCUCCUGUUGAGAGUGCCAGCCAGCCAUGCCCUCAUCCAUGUGUAAAGAAGCUCAAGCAUUGCACUCCCCCUCCCAUUUUUAUUUUUUCUUUCCCAUCUGACAGUCAGUAUUCAUGGGUACUCAUCCCUACUGGAUCAGACCAAAGGCUUGUAUAGCUCAGCAUGUUGUUCCCUGUGGCCAGCCAGAUGCCUGUGGGAAACCUACAAGCAGGACCAAAGCACAAUAGCAUUCUCCCACUCGUGCUAAUGCAGCAACUGGUAUUUUGAGGCAUAUUGUCUCUAAUACUAGAGGUAAUUUACACAUUGUGACUAGUUGCCAAUUUUAUUCUCCAUUAAUUUGUCUGAUCUCCUUUUAAAGCCUUUUUAAAAUUUAUUUUAUAUAGCUUAACAGUGCAAUCCUAUAUAUGUCUACCCCAGAGCAAGUCCCAUUGAGGCAAUACGUUGUAGGAGUGCACCUUAAAUAAACUGACGUUUGUUUUCAACUCUUGAUGCUUAGUGGAAGUAUGGUUCCAAAUACCAGUUGCUGGAAACCACAGGAAGGGAGUGCUCUUCUGCUCAGGUCCUGCUUGCAGGCUUACCAUAGGCAUCUGGUUGGCCACUGUGAGAAGAGGAUAAUGGACUAGGUGUGCCACUGGCCUGAUCCAGCAGGCUGUUUUAUAUUCUUAUGUGCCUGUCUGCAUUUGUCUCUUUUUUCCUGUCAUGAUUAUAUCUACUUUUUUGUCAUGAUUAUGUUGCACAAUGCUCUUAGAUGUAAUUUGGGACAUAUCAUCAUGUGAAGAAGCCUUCUAUUCUCCCCUUCAUUUCAUGCAUUAAUAUGUACUCUCCCCUAAAAUGUAUUUCGAAUGCACAAGGCGAGGCAGGAAGAAUAUGCUAAACAAAAAUAUUCUAACAAAAUUACCGCUGAAAUUGGAGAUACAGUUUUGUGUGUGAACAAAAAGGGAGACUGAGCUACAGAAUAAUAGAUAUCCAUAAUAAUAUAUGGUAUAAAAAUUCUUUCACUUUUGUUAGGCCAAUAUGAGAGUUUAGGAGUUUAGAAUGUAGGUUGAAAGGUAUCAGCAUCAUGAGUAAUUCCUGCUCCAUUAUGACCCAUAAAAUCUCAGCUUAGUCAGAUGACAUGAAUGUGUUACUAUGAACAGAAUUUGCUUAUUUACUUAUGUAUAACAAGUAUUUCUCUAUUGGCAAUCCUGCUGUUACAUGAGUCCAGUUUAAAUAGGUAGUGCUUUGUAUGUGAACAUAUGAGAGAAUUAUAGCCUGUGAAAUACUGUAUGUGGUAUCUAUGUCAAUUUAACUGCUAUUUUGUUUACUGAAGCAAAAGGGAAAUUGAAUGUAAGCUUCAAACUGUAGAACUUCAGUUUUUACUUUUUUAUUGUGAACUUUGGAAGUGCCUUUCACAGAUUUUUCAAACUGUAUUAUUAGUCAGUGUACUAUAUCAAUAUACCAUGCAAUUCUUGUUGACAUUCUUGUUUUUUAAUAAUCCUGUUUUGUUCCGUAUAAUAAACAAGACACAUUCAAAAGGAUUGGCGUGUUUUGCAGCUUUUGAUAAUAAAUAUAUUGCCAGAAUGCACACAUUUUACAUUAUCUGUUGAAUUGUGCUAGAAGGAUGGUGUAUGUAAAAGACAGUGGUCCUUCCCAACAAAAGUUAAUUGCUCUUCCUAUUUGAAACUAGUGGGGUUUAAGUUAGCUGUGAUUAACAAAGUCCACACUUCUUCUGGUUGGAGCUUUUGAUGUGUGAUCACUGAUCGCUGGGAUUUAAAAAUUAUGUCUUCUAAAAUAAAUUAGUCAUAGGACACUGGAAAGCUGCCCAUAGUUUCCUCCAUACCGGAAUUUCUAGGAGAGUAUUAAACGUAUGUAUGCCAACUGUAAUAAAAAUACAUAACUUA
Molecule: messenger RNA, 3647 nt
Organism: Rhineura floridana
Lineage: Eukaryota; Metazoa; Chordata; Lepidosauria; Squamata; Rhineuridae
Gene: SHISA5
Product: shisa family member 5
Exons: 6
Coding region: 213-932 (239 amino acids)
Biological process (GO): positive regulation of canonical NF-kappaB signal transduction
Cellular component (GO): endoplasmic reticulum
Source: RefSeq, a predicted model, not a curated record